AUGAGGCUGGUUAGGCACGGCAUCAUCGACGAAGACCUCAAGGAUUCGGUCGCGCUGGUCGCCUUCUCCGGCAGCCACGACUAUGCACGCGUCAACAUGUCCAGCUACGCCGACAUUGUUGCCUUGGCCAAAAACGUGGUGGACACGAUCGCCGACGGCGUGGACCGGCUGCAGGAGCUCGGUGUGCAGAAGGUGCUGGUGAACUCUCUGCCCCCGCUCGGCUGCAGGCCUUGGUGGUCUAGGUCGAACAACUACACCGCUUGCUACGGCCCCCAGGACGUGGUCACAAGCGUCCACAACGUGUAUCUCAAACAGAAGCUGGGUGAAUCGGAUACCAUCCUCCUGCUCGAUCUCAACACCAUCUUCAUCAACAUCAUCGUUAGUCAGGGUUCGUCUCCAUUCAAGCACAGGUUCACGCCAUGCUGUGAUAGCUUCGACCCGGUCGGGUAUUGUGGGCAGGAAGACGAGGAUGGAGACGUGCAGUACAGCGUAUGCUCUGUCCCAGACCAGUCUUUCUACUGGGACUACAUGCACCCGACGCAGGCCGGCUGGAAGGCUGUCAUGGAGCAGCUGGAAGAGCCCAUCAAGGGUUUCCUAGAUAUCUAA
Messenger RNA from Phragmites australis (common reed), 606 nucleotides. Its product is annotated as GDSL esterase/lipase At5g03610-like. The coding region runs from base 1 to 606 and encodes 201 amino acids. Gene Ontology annotation, molecular function: hydrolase activity, acting on ester bonds. NCBI's taxonomy places the organism in Eukaryota, Viridiplantae, Streptophyta, Magnoliopsida, Poales, Poaceae. The transcript has 3 exons. The record is from RefSeq and is a predicted model, not a curated record.